Messenger RNA from Vitrella brassicaformis, 756 nucleotides. The record is from the annotation of a GenBank genome assembly. Lineage: Eukaryota; Vitrellaceae.
UCACCCCACCACCCGCCUCCUGUCGAUGACGUCGCUCUCCAGCUCGAAUCGCCGCAGCACACAACGCCACAGGGGCUCCGAAGUGGGGAAGCGGUCGGUGAGCGAUGCAGGUGGAACAGCAGUUGGUGCCUCGGUCGUCCACAGGUCGAUGUCACCGUCCUCCACCGAGAUAUAGGCAACGACACUCUCGUUGGGUCGGAAGCCGCUGACAAUCACAUGGUGACAGUCUUCCGCAUUCGCAGCAUACCGAUUGCCCCGGUCGAAGCGGAAGUCGACAGCGAUCCCCUGAUCCUCUGUGAUGGCGUCGGUCCUCAGCAGACGGCCAUACCGCCGGUUGUCACGGCCGAUAUUUGCUGCGAGCACCCUCCUGUGACCCACUCCCUCUUCAUGUGACCAGCUGAGAAGCGCGUGAAGUAGAAAUGCCUAGAAUGAGUGAUAGAGAUUGGCGCUCGUGCGGAUGACGGGAUCGGUCCUCUUGUAGCCGUCAGCGUAGCGAUGGGCGCCCGGCAGCUCACCCAACGGCACCACACGAAACAACUCAUUGCCGAUCCGAUAGAGUCCGUCGUCGGAUUGCUGCAGUGCCAGACUGACCCCUGUGUGUGUGAGUUGGUGGCCGAAGGUCUUGUAGAUGGCCAUGGCGAGUGGCAGCUGGUGGAAGGCCGUGGCUGUGGGCAGCGAGUCAGCCGACAGACGGAGAGGACGCGUCGCAUUGGGGGUCAGCCGGUAGAUGAAGGCCAUCCGAAGGAACCGCCCCAU